AUGGGAGGGUACAUUGAUGAUAACGUAGGCGUACGUAAAGUAUUUUAUUCUUUUAUGGUGCUCUCGGUUGAUCCCGUUAAUGAAGCGGAUGCGCUUGAGGUCUUUCUUUGCCGUAAAUGUAUCCAAAAAGAGGAUUUUGUGCCUUGGCGACUUUACUUGUUACUGCUACCGAAGAUGGUUCAAUCAGAACGUAUUGAUCUCAACUACAUGAACAGAUGCAAGAAGUACCUUUUGACGCCACAAGACAAACAAGAUGCAUUUGAACGUCAGUAUUACCAUGUUUAUGCCACCAGAUUAGAGGCCUUGAAGCCGAGGAUCAUGGAAGGCGGAAAGAAUAUGUUAGGUUCCGAUAUUGAGUAUAAACAGCUUGAGGACCUGGAGAUGUAUGAAAAAGCCUUCGUUAUUGGAACCAUCGAAAAAAGGAUCAGCAAAAGACCUGGCGUGCUGAAGGAGAUUGCUGAAGAAGAACUUAUUCUUCCAGAGGAUUACGAUGGCGAUGAAAUGAUGUCUAUCGUAUCAAACAAAGACUUUCUCGAAUUCGAAGACGAAAAACAAAUAGUCAAAUUGGAGGGAAACAUCGCUAUGGAUGAUGUGGCAACAGGUUGUACUGUAGGGCUGUAUGGAUCUCAGGUUAAAUCUGAUGUGUUCAACGUUGAGCAAAUAAUUUGGCCAACACCAUGCCCUCAGCGUCCAUGGCCAUCCACGAAAACAGGAGGCGUUGUUGCGUUCAUCUCAGGAUUGGAACUUACCGGCGACGCUGUCAAUGACGCGGCUGUUACCACAGCUUUUGAGCUGAUGUCUCGUUGGCUAAACGACGAAAUUUCCGAUCAUAUUGAUCAGACGUCAAUUUGUUCUCGAAUAGAACGGCUUGUUGUGUUGGGAGAGAGUAUUGCAAUUGGACAGGCACAAGAAUUUGCAUCCGCCGUUCACUAUCUCAACCUCACAUACAAGGAAGCUUCAUCGAAUGUUGAAACUAUCGCUAUACUGGACACCCUCCUCAGCCGAGUAUCGAAUAAAGUGAAAGUUGAUCUGGUACCGGGAAUUGGUGAUCCAUGUAUGCAGCAGAUGCCUCAACAACCUAUUCAUCGUGCUUGUCUGCCUCGAACUUCCGCUAGUGGUGCUGCUCUCUCUUUGGUUACUAAUCCAUAUGAGUUUACGCUUGGCGAUCUGGAUUUUCUAGCUACCUCAGGUCAAAAUAUCUCUGAUCUUCGUCGUUUGAGUGCUGUUAGCUCAAGUUGUGAUCUUAUGAAGCACAUCCUUUGCUGGCAGCACAUCGCGCCUACUUGUCCUGACACAAUUGAUGGAUUUCCCUUUGAUAAGAGAGAUCCACUCAUACUUGACGGUGCAUUUCCUCAUAUCCUUGUCGCCGGAAACCAGCCGUUACCAGAAUCUCAGUGGUAUGAAGGGCAGAACGGAGAAAAAUGUCUCAUGAUUUCUGUACCUCGUUUCUCAAAAACUCAACUUCUUGUUCUUCUUGACCUCGACAACAUGGAUGUUAUGUUUGAGCAUUUCUCAACUGAAUAA
Messenger RNA from Necator americanus (New World hookworm), 1524 nucleotides. RefSeq lists its product as uncharacterized. The record is from RefSeq and is a predicted model, not a curated record. Bases 1 to 1524 code for a protein of 507 amino acids. Gene Ontology annotation, biological process: DNA strand elongation involved in DNA replication; DNA replication. Gene Ontology annotation, molecular function: DNA binding. Lineage: Eukaryota; Metazoa; Nematoda; Chromadorea; Rhabditida; Ancylostomatidae. The transcript is spliced from 12 exons. Gene Ontology annotation, cellular component: delta DNA polymerase complex.